Molecule: messenger RNA, 835 nt
Organism: Rubroshorea leprosula
Lineage: Eukaryota; Viridiplantae; Streptophyta; Magnoliopsida; Malvales; Dipterocarpaceae
Source: the annotation of a GenBank genome assembly
AAACCCUUCCUCUCUUCUCUUUGCAGAAAACCCUCAUUGGAAUUUCAAUCGUUCGUUCAAAAUGUCGGCCCCCGAGACUCAACCCCCUCUCAAAAAGAUUACUUUGAGGACGGCGGACGGCCAGCUCUUCGACGUUGAAGAGGACGUCGCCAUGGAAUUCACCACCGUGAAAUCCUUCUUUGAUGAGAACACUGACGCCACUGACGACAUCGUCGUUCCCCUUCCCAACGUCUGCGCCGAUCCACUCGUCAAGAUCAUCGCCUACUGCAAGAAUCAUAUCGAGCUCAAAGCCCGCGGCGAAUCUGAUUCCAAGAGGUACGACGCCGAUUUCGUCAAGGAGCAGAAGGACGACGACCUGAAGGAAUUGAUCUUGGCUUCCAACUAUCUUAAUAUCAAGCAUCUUCUUGACGUUCUGAAUCAGGAGGUGGCGAACAGGAUCAAGAACAAAAGCGUCGAGUACGUGAGGAGGUUCUUCGGAAUCGAGAGCGACUUCACACCGGAGGAGGAGGCGAAGAUCAGGAGUGAGAAUGCCUGGGCGUUCGAGGGAGUCGAUCCUGAUAAUGGCGAUGAAAUGCAGUGAUUGGUGACUUUUCUGGUUCUUUUAUAUGUGUUUGGGUACCGUAAAAUACAUAUCUGAAUUCAGGAAUUGAGUUACUGUUGGAUUAGAAUGGAAUUAGGGUUCGUAUCUUUACCUGCCCUGCAAUUAUAGUAAACUCUUUAAUCCUUUCUUUGCUAAUCAAUUUUCAAUUUCUACAUAAUGGAUUUGUCAAUUUUUAAGCUCCUGCCCGAAUUCUUCCUGUUCUCUUUUUCUUAUUUGUUAAUUUUCUUCAAAUAU